Molecule: messenger RNA, 1632 nt
Organism: Pediculus humanus corporis (human body louse)
Lineage: Eukaryota; Metazoa; Arthropoda; Insecta; Psocodea; Pediculidae
Product: T-complex protein 1 subunit theta, putative
Exons: 5
Coding region: 1-1632 (543 amino acids)
Biological process (GO): protein folding
Cellular component (GO): chaperonin-containing T-complex
Molecular function (GO): ATP binding; ATP hydrolysis activity; ATP-dependent protein folding chaperone
Source: RefSeq, a predicted model, not a curated record
AUGGCUUUAUCAAUUCCUAAACCUCCUGGUGUUAUGCAAAUGCUGAAAGAUGGAGCAAGAUAUUUUCAAGGUUUAGAAGAAGCAGUUUUUCGAAAUAUUUCUGCCUGUAAAGAAUUCGCCCAGACUGUCAGAACUGCUUACGGUCCUAACGGAAUGAAUAAAAUGGUUAUUAAUCAUCUCGAAAAGUUAUUCGUCACCAACGAUGCGGCUACAAUUAUAAAAGAAUUAGAAGUUGAACAUCCAGCAGCCAAGUUAAUGAUUCUUGCAUCACAAAUGCAAGAACAAGAAGUUGGAGAUGGAACUAAUUUUGUGAUAAUAUUCUGCGGAGCCUUGUUAGAAGCUGCAGAAGACAUGUUAAGAAUGGGAUUGACUCCCUGCGAGAUAACCCAAGGGUACGAAUUAGCUUUAGAAAAAACAUUGGAAAUCCUUCCGAGUUUAACAUGUUACGAAGUUAAAGAUGCCAAAAAUGAACAAAAUGUUACUAAGGGAAUAAAAACUGCCAUUAUGAGUAAACAAUUUGGUCAAGAGGACUUUUUAACAAGUCUUAUCACUAAAGCCUGUAUCAGUAUUUUGCCUGAAAAAACAACUUUCAAUGUAGACAAUAUUAGGGUUUGUAAAAUUCUCGGUGCUGGUCUCAACAGUUCUCAAGUAAUUAAUGGAAUGGUAUUUAAAAGAUUUGUCGAGGGUGAUGUCACCAAGAAAACCAAUGCAAAAAUUGCAGUGUACACUUGUCCUAUUGAUAUUUCUCAAACUGAAACCAAAGGUACUGUUCUCAUUAAAACUGCUGAGGAAUUGAAAGAUUUCAGCAGAGGAGAGGAAUGUUUGCUAGAAAGUCAAAUAAAAGCAAUUGCUGAUACUGGAGUAAAUGUUAUCGUGGCCGGUGGUAAAUUCGGAGACAUGGCUCUUCAUUACCUAAACAAGUAUAAUUUGAUGGGGGUAAGACUUAACAGCAAAUUUGAUGUGAGGAGAAUAUGUAAGACAGUUGGUGCUACAGCUUUACCAAGAAUGACUCCUCCUACAGCAGAAGAAAUUGGUUAUGCCGAUUCUGUUUUUGUCGAUGAAGUCGGAGAAACAUCUGUAACAAUCUUUGAAAUAAAUGGAAAGGAAUCAAGAAUUGCUACGAUUGUUAUUCGAGGCUCUACCGAUAACUACAUGGAUGAUAUUGAAAGAGCCAUAGAUGAUGGAGUCAAUACUUUUAAAGCAAUGACUAGGGAUGGAAGGUUCUUACCUGGAGCUGGAGCUACUGAAAUUGAGUUAGCGAGACAAAUUUCAUCAUUUGCAGAUACUCGUCCGGGUCUCGAUCAAUACGCAAUCAAAAGAUUUGCCUACGCCUUGGAAACAUUUCCAAAAACUUUGGCUGAAAAUUCUGGCGUGAAUGCCAAUGAAGUGAUAACGAAACUCUACGCUUCUCACGAAGAAGGAAAUAAAAAUUUUGGAUUCGAUGUCGAGAAGGACACUCUUAUUUUCGAUGCGGCUGCAAAUGAAAUUUUAGAUUUAUUUAUUACAAAAUAUUGGGCCUUAAAAUAUUCAGUGAAUGCGGCUUGUACCAUUCUCAAAGUAGAUCAAAUAAUUAUGGCGAAAAGAGCUGGAGGUCCGAAAAAUAAACCACCCGAAGGAAUGGACGACGAUUAA